AUAUAUAUAUAUAUAUAUAUAUAUAUUUAUAAGAGAAAGUGGCAUAUCCAUCAUCUUCAUCAUGUCAGUGGUAGGUAUUGACGUUGGCUUCCAGAACUGCUACAUCGCUGUUGCCCGGAGCGGGGGCAUCGAAACCAUCGCAAAUGAAUACAGCGACAGAUGCACACCAGCAUGUGUAUCUUUGGCAUCCAGAAACCGCACAAUCGGAAAUGCAGCAAAGAGCCAGAUGAUAACCAAUGCAAAGAACACAAUCCACGGCUUCAAAAAGUUCCACGGCAGAGCAUUCGAUGAUCCCUUUGUGCAUGCGGAGAGGUCGAAGGUUCCAUACAGUCUGCACAAGAUGCCCAACGGCAGCACUGGAUUUAAGGUGCGAUACCUGGAUGAGGAGAGACUGUUCACAAUUGAGCAGGUGACAGCAAUGUUGCUGACUAAACUGAAGGAGACUUCAGAGGGGGCGUUGAAGAAGCCAGUGGUAGAUUGUGUCAUCUCUGUUCCCACUUUCUUUACGGAUGUUGAGAGGAGGUCUGUGAUUGAUGCCUCUCAGAUUGCUGGUCUGAACUGCCUGCGCCUCAUAAAUGACACCACUGCAGUGGCUCUUGCUUAUGGGAUAUAUAAGCAGGAUCUUCCUACCCCUGAGGAGAAGCCCAGGAAUGUGGUGUUUGUGGAUAUGGGACACUCUGCCUACCAGGUUUCCAUCGCUUCCUUUAACAAGGGAAAACUGAAGGUUCUUGCCAGUGCUUUCGACCCUUACCUGGGAGGCAGGAACUUUGAUGAAGUCUUAGUGGAUUAUUUCUGCGAGGAGUUCAAGAAGAAGAAUAAGCUGAAUGUAAAGGAGAACGUGCGGGCGAUGAUCCGUCUUACUCAGGAGUGCGAGAAGCUGAAAAAGCUGAUGAGUGCAAACUCUUCUGACCUCCCGCUGAGUAUCGAGUGCUUCAUGAAUGACAUUGAUGUGUCAGGGAAAAUGAACAGGACUCAUUUUGAAGAAAUGUGCGGUCACUAUUUAGCAAGAAUAGACGCACCUUUGAGAUCUGUGAUGGAACAAGCUAAGCUUACAUGUGAGGACGUCUAUGCUGUUGAGAUAGUGGGAGGAGCUACGCGGAUCCCGGCAGUCAAGGAGAGGAUCUCCAAGUUUUUCGGGAAAGAUAUCAGCACCACACUGAACGCUGACGAGGCUGUCGCAAGAGGGUGUGCUCUACAGUGUGCUAUCCUUUCACCAGCAUUUAAAGUGCGUGAGUUUUCAAUCACAGAUGCAGUUCCUUACCCCAUCACACUCAAGUGGAAAUCGUGCUCCGAUGAAGGUGUUGGGGAGUGUGAAGUUUUUGGCAAGAAUCACCCAGCCCCAUUCUCCAAGGUCAUUACCUUCCACAAGAAGGAACCGUUUGACUUGGAAGCCUAUUACAGCAACCCACAAGAUCUGCCAUACCCUGAUACAAGAAUAGGCCGCUUUGGUGUGCAGAGCGUGGUCCCGCAGCCCAACGGGGAGAGCUCCAAGGUAAAGGUGAAGGUGCGGGUCAACGUGCACGGCAUCUUCAGCGUCUCCAACGCCUCCCUCAUUGAGAGGCAGAAAGGGGAGGCCGAGGAAGUCGCCAUGGAAACUGAGCCAACCAGUCACAACGAGGCCAAGGAGGAGCAGAGUAAAAUGCAUGUUGACCAUGAAGACUCACAGCAGAAGGACCAUGCUGAGCUGCCAAACCAGACUGCAGAGGAGGGAGCGAAUCCAGGAUCUGAAUCCAAGGAGAGUGGAGAUAAAGCAGAACAGCCAGCCGGUCCUGUGGUGAAAGUGAAGAGUAUUGAUCUGCCCAUACAUACCAGCACCAUCAGACAACUGGAACGAGACACACUGAACAGCUUUGUAGAAAAUGAGAGGAAGAUGAUUAUGCAGGACAGACUGGAGAAGGAGCGAAUUGAUGCCAAGAAUGCUGUGGAAGAGUACGUCUACGAACUUCGAAACAAGCUGUGCAGCAUCUAUGAAAAACUUGUCAGUGAAGACGAUAGCAGUAAACUUUCCCUCAUGCUGGAGGACACAGAAAACUGGCUUUAUGAAGAAGGGGAGGACCAGCCCAGACAAGUAUACGUAGAUAAACUGGCUGAACUGAAGGAAUAUGGCCAACCCAUUCAGGACAGGCACAUGGAACAUGAGGAGAGACCAAAGGUGUUUGAUGAACUUGGAAAAAAGAUCCAAACCUUUAUGAAGGCUGUGGAAGCUUAUAAAAGAAAGGAUGAAAGAUAUGACCACGUGGAGGCUGCUGAGAUGGUGAAGGUAGAAAAGUGUGUCAGUGAGACGAUGGUCUGGAUGAACAGUAAGAUGAAUGCACAAAGCAAGCUGAGUGCUGCUCAGGACCCAGUCGUGAAAGUGGCAGAGAUACUUGUAAAAACCCAGGAACUGGACGGUAUCUGCAGUCCUGUCAUCAACAAGCCAAAGCCCAAGGUGGAGCCCCCAGCCAAAGAGGACAAGGCAGACUGGGCUCCCAACGGCCCUGUGAACGGACAGAGUGGGGCGGAGGGCAAGGCUGAGCAGACAAAGCCCCCCAUGGGAGAGAUGGAAGUGGACUGAGACUGAACUCCCCCCCCCCCCCCCCCCUUCAGGAUAUUCCAUCAUUGCACUAACACACUGUAGGUUACAUGUCAGUUUUAGACCUGUGUUUGGGUUGUUGUUCCAUGUUUCUGUAUUAUAUCAAUUGUCUUUUUUAUACUUUGAGUUUGUUCGUUUUGUUCAUUUGUCUUUUUCUUUCAAUUUGAAUAUAGUAUGAAUUGCAGUCAUACAGCAUUAGGUGCUUCAAGAUGUGGUACCUGGCCCUGCCGGUGUUUUCAAAGUGAGGCAUUUUCAUUUGCACAGCUGUUUCCGUUGUUGUGCUGAUACUGGACCGCACUCUAGUUAUUCCUAUUGCAAGCUAUUCAAUUUUUGUGUUUUUUUUUCUGCUUUAUAUAUAUAUAUAUAUAUAUAUAUAUAUAUAUAUAUAUAUAUAUAUAUAUAUAUAUAUAUAAAAUGCAUGUGCUUCUCAGAACAAUUUGAAAUUGCAGAUAACGGUAUUAGAUUAUAAUGCUCUGUGUGUGUGCAUUGUGUUGCACAUUUAUAGUUUAGGAUUUAAAUUUAAUCUGAGUAGACAUUUUGUUGUUCAAUCAGUAAAUAUUGCUUUACUGCUUUUUUUAUUGGGGUCUGCCAAUUCUGUGGUUAAAAGAACAAUAAAGUUCCUUUUCUUAAUAAGGUUUAGAACAGAAUAGAAGUUUUGAUGUUGGGCUGUUGGUAGAAGCUUUGUCAACCAGAUGGCAUUGUUGCAGAAACAUCACACCUUUUGGAUUAAUCUCGAUUCACUUAUAAAAUAGCAAAGUUUCAGGUAAAAUCCAUCAAACUGAUCAGACACCUACUCUGAACAGGAAUCAAGUCAGAAUGAGUGACAGUGUCAGUCAGGUUUGGAAAUGGAAUGCGUUUAUGUUGAUUUAAUCUGAGGCUAUCCAAAUUUAACGCAUUGUACGAUUCAUACUAAAAGCACAAAUAAAGCGCAAACAGAAAAAAAGUGUCUGCAAACUUUUUUUUUUUUAGUUCAUAAAGAAAACUUUCCGCUAAUGCCACUGUAAGUUUUUAGUUUUGUAAUCCCGUAUUACGCCAGCCCUCAGCAAUCUGUGUUCUUGGGACCAUACGUGUCUUAAUCUACUUCCUGGAAUAAUGACUUGGAAUCUGGUGAGACUGCAUGACUUGUUCAGCAACACCAGCAUUCCAAUGUUAGCAUAACUUGAUUUUAUCUUAUUUGUGAUUCUUUUUUUGUUUGUUUCUGUGUAAGUUUCUGAUUCCGUUUUACAUACUGUGUUCCUAAAUUUGCUCUACUCGUAAAAUACUCCAGCUGCAACACCUGAAUUACGCAGUAGUUUGCAUUCAAAUCAUUCCCCCAGUUUAUGCGGUUAUUUUAGUGUAUUUGUUUGGUUAUUGUGCCUUGCUGCAUAUGGAGAGAACUACCAUUUGGUUUUAAAAAUGUGUACUUCUGCAUUAACUUUAUCGUAGUUCAACAUGAAGAUGGCCUAGACUUCUUUUAGACAUUGUUCCUCGUUUUUUUCCUAAUGGAUUUGACUUGUUAAACUGUUCUUAUAAAAAAUGUACAGUUGAUACCAGGAAGAGGGGCACUUUCAGAUGCAGUAGUUGUAGUAUUGAUGCAGUGCUCUGAAACACUGUUUUAUUAGAGGAUGAAAAUUUGCUUUUAUAUUAAUUUUGUAUGGAAAUACUCUGAACAGGAGGGAAAAGAAGACCAACUAAAAUGUUUUUCUUGCUGUCCUCUAUUAUCCCUAGUACAGGCAGCAACCAAUGUGCAGUAGAAAAAGCACAGAUUGUUUUUUUUUAUAUUUAAGUGCUGCCUAUAUACAAGUAUGUAUUAGUUAGUUAUGUUUAUUUUAAUUAGUAAAUUAGCCUUUACACUAAGGUAUUCACAGCAGUAGAAU
Polyodon spathula (Mississippi paddlefish) is the source of this 4428-nucleotide messenger RNA. RefSeq names its product heat shock 70 kDa protein 4L-like. The transcript is spliced from 19 exons. Gene Ontology annotation, biological process: protein folding. Gene Ontology annotation, cellular component: cytosol; nucleus. NCBI's taxonomy places the organism in Eukaryota, Metazoa, Chordata, Actinopteri, Acipenseriformes, Polyodontidae. Gene Ontology annotation, molecular function: ATP-dependent protein folding chaperone; ATP binding. Bases 62 to 2554 code for a protein of 830 amino acids. The record is from RefSeq and is a predicted model, not a curated record.